Molecule: messenger RNA, 3004 nt
Organism: Mandrillus leucophaeus (drill)
Lineage: Eukaryota; Metazoa; Chordata; Mammalia; Primates; Cercopithecidae
Product: transmembrane channel-like protein 4
Exons: 15
Cellular component (GO): plasma membrane
Molecular function (GO): mechanosensitive monoatomic ion channel activity
Source: RefSeq, a predicted model, not a curated record
GGAGCCCGGGACUCCUGGAUCUGGUGUCAGUGGGCCCUGGGGACCUGGACUCGCAGGUCCUGACUCCCAGCCUCCUCCUCAGGAGCGCCUGGACCAUGCUGCUGAGCGCCUACUGGCACGGCCUCCACCCGGGCUACUACCUGAGCUUCCUGACCAUCCCUCUGUGCCUGGCUGCCGAGGGCCGGCUGGAGUCAGCCCUGCGGGGGCGGCUGAGCCCAGGGGGCCAGAAGGCCUGGGACUGGGUGCACUGGUUCCUGAAGAUGCGCGCCUAUGACUACAUGUGCAUGGGCUUCGUGCUGCUCUCCUUGACCGACACGCUUCGGUACUGGGCCUCCAUCUACUUCUGUAUCCACUUCCUGGCCCUGGCAGCCCUGGGGCUGGGGCUGGCUUUGGGUGGGGGCAAAACAGCCCAGCCUGGGGCCAUGGAAGAAAACCCAACCUUGGAAUCAGAAGCCUGGGGCUCCUCCAGGGGGUGGCUGGCCCCCCGGGAGGCCAGAGGAGGNCCAUCGCUGUCCUCUGUGCUGAACGAGCUGCCCAGUGCUGCCACCCUUCGGUACCGAGGCCCUGGGGUGCUGCCUUGGGGGGUGCCGGAGGAGGAAGAGGAGGAGGCUGAAGGAAGGAGCAGAAAGGCCUUCACAGAAGUCACCCAGACGGAGCUGCAGGACCCUCACCCUUCCCGGGAACUGCCCUGGCCCAUGCAGGCCAGACGGGCACACAGGUGAGGCCCCACCUCCGGCUGGGACCCGCACAGCCUGGACCAGGCCGUUCUCCCAUACCUUGGACGCGGUCUCCUCCCUCUGUCCUCUGCGGCUCCUGGCUGCUGGGGCCUCUCUCUGCCUCGCUCAGAGCUGCCUCUCUUGGUUUCUUUUUUCCCCUCGUCUUUGUCUCUCCUUCGGACUCCAGGCCAGUUUGGCGCCGGCACCGAGUCCUACUUCUCCCUGCUGCGCUUCCUGCUCCUCCUCAACGUGCUGGCCUCCGUGCUUAUGGCCUGCAUGACGCUGCUGCCCACCUGGCUGGGAGGCGCUCCCCCAGGCCCUCCCGGCUCCAACACCUCCUCCCCCUGCGGCUCCUAUAACCCCCACCCCCAGGGCCUGGUCACCUUUGCCACCCAGCUCUUCAACUUGCUCUCAGGAGAAGGUUACCUGGAAUGGUCCCCUCUCUUCUAUGGCUUCUACCCGCCCCGCCCACGCCUGGCGGUCACCUACCUGUGCUGGGCCUUUGCCGUUGGCCUCAUCUGCCUCUUGCUCAUCCUGCAUCGCUCGGUGUCCGGGCUGAAGCAGACACUGCUGGCGGAGUCCGGGGAUCUGACCAGCUACAGCCACCGGGUGUUCUCGGCCUGGGGCUUCGGCCUCUGCAGGGACGUCCACGUGCGGCUGCGCCAGCGCAUCAUCUUGUACGAAUUACAGGUGGAGCUGGAGGAGACAGUGGUGCGGCGCCAGGCUGCUGUGCGGACUCUGGGCCAGGAAGCCAGGGUUUGGUUGGUGCGGGUGCUGCUCAACCUGCUGGUGAUCGCACUCCUUGGGGGAGCCUUCUAUGGCGUCUACUGGGCUACAGAGAGCAUCGUGGCGCUGCAGAAGAGGUCCCUUGUUCAGCAGUUGCCACUGCUGAAGCUUGGGGUGAAUUACCUUCCGUCCAUCUUCAUCGCUGUGGUCAACUUUGUGCUGCCGCCCGUGUUCAAGCUCAUUGCUCCACUGGAAGGCUACACUAGAAGUCGCCAGAUCGUUUUUAUCCUGCUCAGGACCGUGUUUCUUCGCCUGGCCUCCCUGGUGGUCCUGCUUUUCUCUCUCUGGAAACAGAUCACUUGUGGGGGUGACUCCGAGGCUAAGGACUGCAAAACCUGUGGCUACAAUUACAAAGAACUUCCGUGCUGGGAGACUGUCCUGGGCCAGGAAAUGUACAAACUUCUGCUCUUUGAUCUGCUGACUGCCUUGGCAGUCGCGCUGCUCAUCCAGUUUCCUAGAAAGCUCCUCUGUGGCCUCUGUCCUGGGGCGCUGGGUCGUCUGGCGGGGACCCAGGAGUUCCAGGUGCCCGACGAGGUGCUGGGGCUCAUCUACGCGCAGACGGUGGUCUGGGUGGGGAGUUUUUUCUGCCCUUUGCUGCCCCUGCUUAACACGGUCAAGUUCCUGCUGCUUUUCUACCUGAAGAAGCUUACCCUCUUCUCCACCUGCUCUCCGGCUGCCCGCACCUUCCGGGCCUCCACGGCGAAUUUCUUUUUCCCCUUGGUUCUUCUCCUGGGUCUGGCCAUCUCCAGCGUUCCCCUGGCCCGUACAGAAUUCCUACGAAAGAAAGCCAGACAUCAGAACUCACUGCCUGCGCUUGAAGCAGCAGAGGCGGGAGCCCCAAGUUCUGGCCCUGUGGACCUGUUUCGGGAGCUGCUGGAGGAAGGGAAAGGAGUGAUCAGAGGCAAUAAAGAGUAUGAGGAAGAAAAGCGACAGGAGAAAGAGAGACAAGAGAAAGCUCUGGGCAUCCUGACGUACCUGGGCCAGAGUGCGGCGGAGGCACAGACUCAACCCCCUUGGUACCAGCUACCCCCGGAGCGAGGGGGGCCCCCGCCUGGCCCAGCCCCAGAUGAGAAGAUCAAGAGCCGUCUGGACCCUCUUCGGGAGAUGCAGAAGCAUCUGGGGAAGAAGAGACGGCACAGCGGUGAAGGCAAUUGCAGCAGAAAGGAAAAGAAGGAGGGGUCUGAGAAGCUGCGACCCAAGGAGCCUCCAUCCCUGGACCAGCUUCGAGCUGAACGUCUUCGGAGGGAAGCAGCUGAGAGGGCUCGGGCAGUGGCCCUGCUGGCCCGGGUCCAAGGCCAGGCACUACAGGAGGCUCAGCCGGAAGAAGAGACAGAUGACCGGAAGCGGCGGUACAACUCCCAAUUCAACCCCCAGCUGGCCCGGCGCCCCCGCCAGCAGGACCCUCACUUUGCUCAUUGACUCCUGAGGGGGGUACAGGAGAGGCCGCUGCUGCCAGCCGUCAUAUAAAACUAUUUAUUCAUAAAUAUUUUCCAAAAUGAAAA